Molecule: messenger RNA, 402 nt
Organism: Lactuca saligna
Lineage: Eukaryota; Viridiplantae; Streptophyta; Magnoliopsida; Asterales; Asteraceae
Source: the annotation of a GenBank genome assembly
AUGAACCCCCACAAUUGGUUAUCUCUAUUCCUCAUUGUGUCAAAGGAUGUACAGAAGUGUGAGCCUAUUGUUCAACACUUGAAGCGUAUGAUCAAGUGUUAUAUUCUUGACUUUGUGAAGAUGGAUGUAAAGAUCGCAUAUGUUUUGAAGAAGAGGCCAAUUGUGAAGCCCAAAGAACAACCUAAAUGCAUCCAGUUUUUGAAGACAGGGAUAAUACGAAAUAAGCAUUGGAGUAUUGUCUACAAGAGAAAAGAAGAGGAAGUGGUUCAGAACUUCAUUUUCUUUUUUAGGUACAAACACUUAUACUCGUCUUCGGCUCUCAAGAAAAUAUUAUUCUCUGCCAAAGCUCACAAAGUAAAGUCUCCUGCCGACAUCAAGUGUGUUGCGGAUAUGAUACGUUGA